Molecule: messenger RNA, 4803 nt
Organism: Rhincodon typus (whale shark)
Lineage: Eukaryota; Metazoa; Chordata; Chondrichthyes; Orectolobiformes; Rhincodontidae
Product: protein PML-like
Exons: 10
Coding region: 176-2953 (925 amino acids)
Biological process (GO): PML body organization; intrinsic apoptotic signaling pathway in response to DNA damage; positive regulation of DNA-templated transcription
Cellular component (GO): nucleoplasm; chromatin; PML body
Molecular function (GO): ubiquitin-protein transferase activity; zinc ion binding; nucleic acid binding
Source: RefSeq, a predicted model, not a curated record
GAAUGUGGAGUCAGAUAUAUUAGGGGAAAUGUAAUCUAAUGGGUCGGAUCUGAGAAUUGAGAAUGGAUGCAUGGAGCGGAAGGGGUUAAAGCUGACAAUGUGACAUGCUAAUGAGACACAGGAUGUAGGAAGUGAGGAAAAGUCACAUUGCCUUGCUGCCUGGAGGAUUUAUGUGAUGGAAACCACCUCUGCGGCGAGUCUGGUGCCUGAGGAAUUUGAAUGUGGAGUUUGCAGCAAACAGCUGGAUAGACCCAAGCUGCUGCCAUGUCUUCACAGCAUUUGCCAGGAGUGUCUGCAGGCUGAGAAGGCAAACCCAGUUGGUGCUACCUGUCCUGUGUGCAGUGCCCCUGUGGACGAGGACGUCACUAAUGCACAGGACAACACGUUUGCUGCAAACCUGCUGAGCAAGCUGCAGUUGCAGAAGAGGAUAGAAGUGGGUCUGGACAUCUGGUGUAGCCUGUGCCAGGCCUGUGGGGAUGACAAGCCAGCCAUCUCCCUAUGCUUCGAAUGUGACCACUUCAUGUGCCUGAGGUGCUGCCACUCCCACCAGCUGCUAACCGAAAGGUACAGACACCUGGUGAAGACUCUGGAUGAGCUGAGGACGCUUGGCUGUGAAGAGUUUGUGACUUUCGCAAGGAAGGGGAAACAGACCAUUUGUCCAGACCACAAGGAACAGAAUGUAAGGUUUUUCUGCAAGACGUGUUCCAUGAGCAUUUGCUGCACUUGCCUACUUCUUUCUCACAUUUCCCCAGAUCACUGUUACCAUGACAUUAAGCAGGAAGUCAUUCUGAAGAAGGAAGAGUUGAAACAAAUGGUAGAGACAAUCCAAGAAAACCACAACAAAUUCAUUGAAGCCCACAACCAACUGAAAUGCCUGAAAGAAAGCUUGGAUAUUGCGAAAAAUAAUACAGAAGCAUUAAUAAAACGGAAGGCUUCAGCCACUAUUGAAGAGAUUGAUAGGCAAGGCGAUGCAUUGCUGACAGAGCUAGAGAGUGGGUGCAGUUCUGUGGAGAGGAGAUUGACCAACAGCUUGAACAAUGCAGAACAAAUAAUUAAACGAUUGGGAGCUGGCAAAGUGCAGGCAGAAAACUUGCUGAGGUUUGGCAGCAGUGAGGAGAUGAUGGUGAUGUACAAUACAAUCAACUCAGCACUGACGGCUGUUGUGACCGAGACAUUUGAGGAUCUGAGUAAGGAAGACACUUGGAUUGAGUUCAUAGAAUGCACAUUGGAAACACAGAAUCUACUGGGAACACUCUUUUGCAAAGAAGAACCGAUCGAGGAAGCUGAUGAUUCUGAAGCUGAGGACAUGCUGCUGGAGAGACCUUCAGCAGGAGAGAGCCCAGGCAACUUCCUGAUCCACCCAGCAGCUGAAGAGAUGCUCAGAGCAACCGUGAGCAACACCGAUGAGUUUGAGUUCGAGAAUGUGAUGUCACCAAACAGCUGUUCGCAAAGUGCAAACCAAGGACAGAGUGACUCAGUGGACUCUCUCAGACUGCCAUUCACUAAUAUGGUAGGACAGGUGGAGUGGGUAGGAGAGGAAGAUGAGAGAUCUGAGCAGACUUUGACUCUGGCUUCUGGCUGCAGUGCAUCGGCAAACAAUGUGUGUCCAAGUGGACAUUCUUUCCCAAGCAAAUUCACGGAGAAGCACCAGAAAGCUUCAGACAAAAGGCGGAACAAACAAUCACAGUCACCAGAGGAUGGUAAAGUGACAAGGGCCAAAAAACAGCGCCUGCACUCUGAACAUAAUUAUAGUGUGAAGCUUGCAUCUGACAGCCAACCCGAGCUCCUAGUCCAGAGCAACAUGGAUGGGACUAUGCCGAACAUUUCCUUUGAAAUCGAAAAGGAACCCUGGCAACUGCCAACAGAAAAAAGGAUAAAAAUAUCAUCUGAAAACAGUGAGGACAACAGGGGCCCUAGUGAGGACAUAUUUUCCCAUCUGUCUGAAAUGCAGAAAGAGGCAUCUACAGCUAGUAUGUCAUCUGCUCAUUGCUUGGGGCCAAAUUUGUUGAAUCCGAGCAUUGGAGAUCGGUGUCAAGAUAAGGCAGCACAAAUUCGCCUCAGUCUGGAAAUGGGGGGGAGUCCACUGGUGUUUUUCCAACUGCAGACCACAGGAAUGGGAAGUGGUGAUAUUAUUCAGCUGUCAGCAGUGAGUGGUGAGAAGAUCUUUGACAAGUACAUCCUGCCCAGGGAACCCGUGUCAGCAGGAGCUACAAACAUCUCUGGAAUACAGGUCACAGAUGGAAUCUUGUACCUGAGAGGAGAACCUCAAACAACCUGCAGUAUCCAGGACGCUAUGACAGGAUUCCUUCAGUUCCUGCAGUCACUGGGGAGGUCUCUGUUAGCAGGCCACAACAUUUGGAUCCGUGAUUGUCAAGUCAUUUACAAGGCAUGGGAGGACCUCUUCAUGAAAGAUCAAUUUGCCAGAUGUGUGACUGGGUUCUUGGAUACAUUAUGGCUGGCCAGGUAUCUUGUCCCCAGGUUAAAGGUCAAGAACUAUAAACUGAAGAAUUUAGUCACAGCCUGUGUUAGGAAAUCAUUUAUUUCUGAAGGGCCUCUGAGCAACGUGAGGGCCACACAGGAGCUGUAUUCUGUUCUAAACCCUACGCCAGGGCAAAUUCACAAGAGUCAGUUUAGUCUCUCUCAGCUCGAGUGCAGAAUAUCGCUGCAACCUCUCUUUGAUCAGCAAGUGAUAUCCCGUCUGGUUGCUGAUAAUUUUGCUUCUGAGGGAAUCAGCCUGCAUAUACUGCAGCUGGCUCAUAACGAUAACCCGCAGUUUGGCCUGCGAGACCUGCUUAGUGGUUAUGACAAUCUGGGCCUCUUGAACCUGCAGCUGGUUGUAAAACAAAUUCGGUCGUAUCUCGAGCAACAGAAAGGAAAACGCAGAUACUGUCAGAGUACAAUGAGGAGCCUGAAGGUGGAAAAAGAGUGGAUCAGGCAGCUGUGGCAAAUGUAACUCUUGUGGGAGGUCACAGUCAUUUGAUUAGCUGUUUGUUGAAUGUAGUAAGUGAGUUCCCGUUAAUAGAUUGUGGAACUGCACUCUAAUCUAAGACCACCUCUUUAUCAGUCCAGCACUGGACUGAGACUGUUAGAUGGUGUGCAUGCAUGAAUCAGUCCUGUGGUCAAUGCCCACUCCUUUAACCUUUGUUCUAGGAACAGUUGUUCAGAGUGUCUGGCCUUGGGGUUAGGAGGUUCAAGCUCAUUAAUUUCCGCACCCUUGUUCAGGGCAGUGGUGGAGAGAAUCAGCCUACAUUCCUACUCUUGGUAGCUAUCUUGUGAACCCUUAGGUUGGACAGUGCAUGGUAUCCAGACAUUGCCUAUGAACACACCACUGUAUCUGAGCUUUGAUGCUUCAGGCAUUUUGAUAGGUCACUGACAUUCUGGGCGUUGGUCAAACUGAUCAGUGUACCUACAAGGUCCCUGGAUACACUGGGUCACUUGCUUGCUCCACAUUCUGCCCUCUUCCAAACCUCCAUAGAAACUGAACAACGGGACAAGGAAGGCCUGGGGACAAGGAAGGCCUGGAGCCAACGUCAGAGAGGCCCCAGAUCUCAUCAGGACCCCAGAACCUGAUCCAAACUGAAGGAUCCAUCUGCAUCGUGACCCUUCCCUUUCCACAUCAGUUAGGGCUCCUGUACAAACUGUUUGGAAAGGUCAGUCAGGCAGCCGUUCCAUGUGGACCUUGAAUUGUUGUUAUAGCAAAAGAGAGGGUACAGGAUCAGAAAACACAAUUAUUGCAUUCAUCUGCAAGGUCUCAUAUUUGACAAAUAUCACAGUCCUCAUUUCCUUGGGACACGAUACCAUUGAUUACUGGUAAGUGAAAGUAAAGUGGGAUCAGUUGUGAGGGCAUGUAGUUGGCGAGAGAUUGGAGGGCAUGAGCACCAGUGUGGAGCUUGCCUGCUCCGGAUAGCUGGAAAUCCUUGUUUGCCCUGAUGAGAGCUUUCUUGGGAAAGCUCUAGUGCCUUGUUUACGUACUCGUCUCCUAUAAUUUAUAUUUUUGCAUAACCUGGCACGCUCUCUGUAACCUAAAGGAGCCAAAUUGUGUGGGAUCUUUCUGGUUGCUAAUGUGGUCACACAGCUCAGAGGGAACCUUGAGUUGGAGACAGGUACACUGAGUUUCUAGGCAACAUUCCACACUCCAUCCAGUUGGUAAAGGCAGACCAAUGUAAAAGGAAGAAUAAAAUCCUCCUCACUGGGAGACCAGGCCGAUUUGUAUCUUGCCUGGCAGUCACUGAGGGACCCACCUCAACCACCACCACCACCCCUCUUUUUCCCCCCCCUUCUUUUUACUGGGUGCUGCAUCAUCUAGGGAGAUACUUUGUCCUGACUGAAUUUAAGCACAGGAAUCUCAGUAUAUGGAGCUGAUUUCUGUACGGAACAUACCUAGAAUGCCCUUCAGACUAUUCUCCGCAGACAAAGCCUUUCAGGUAUUAUCUGCCAUGUUACCAGUCAAAACACGUGAUCGAAUCAAUUGUGGGUAUAGGCGGAUCCCACAAACUGACUCUCAGUCACAUAUAGUCACCAGUCUCUGUGUAAAGUGAUUAAUUAAUUUUCUAAAGAAGGGUCCAGACCCGAAACGUCAUCUUUCCUGCUCCUCUGAUGCUGCCUGGCCUGCUGUGUUCAUCCAGAUCCACACCUUGUUAUCUCAGACUCAAGCAUCGGCAGUUCCUACUAUCUCUGAUUAAUUAAUUCCACCUCUUUUAUACUGAGAUUGUAACUCUGUAUCAAUUUGUCAUGACAAAUUUCAAAAUAGAAAACCUCAAAUUUAUGUUUCACAGUUUUUCAAAAUAAAUCUUUUUAAUGACA